AUGGCAUCACCAUCGACCACGAGAUCGAGUGUCGCCACCAGCAGUCGCGCAUCCGCCACUAGCAGUAGAUCGGUAUUCACUGAGACGCGUCUGUCUGCCGUCACCAAAUCGACUGUCUCUUCUGCCCAGAUCUCCAGCACGCCUAUGAGAUCAUCGACUAGCGGGAUAACAACUACAAAACACACGCACAUGACAGUGGACGGUGUCGUUCGCGACGAGUUAGGGCACGCGUUGUAUCGCAACUGCUCCAUUGAAAACAUCCUGCAAUCCAUCUCUGACCUUGAUGAUGCGCAACUGCUAGAGCGCCAAGAGUUAGCACGGGAUCUCGCACAGAAGUUCUCGGAGGAUGAAGAGCUUAAGUGCCUAGAGGAGAAUUAUCUCAGGCAAUCACUCGAGCCACAAGCCUACGUGCCGUUCUGCGAGCUGGUUAACGCCAUUAUCGAUCACCUGGGUAUCGAGGGCGACAAUCGAUUCUUGGCUAUUGGACAGAAGAAUAUGAUACUCGCUCAUGGGAUGGGGGAUCAGAAGUCUGACGUUGUGUUUGUCACAAAGUCAGUGUACGAUGUUUCCAUGAAGAAACUGGGGCCUGUCACUUCCGGCAGCGUUGUCUCUUCGAGCGCCUCCCUUGAACACCAUAAUAAAUCGAGCAAUGAAGUAGAGACGAUUCUCGACGCUGCUCGCGCCCUGGGCUUCGUCGAAAUGAAAUGGGAAAAACGGAAGCGCAGCCGUACCCUUGCAACCGCUUCUAAGCGCACCCCUCGCCCUGCAGGUGCAUGCACUUCUCAGCGCAACUCCGACCAACCCUCCAAAAGCAGUCUCUCAGAUCGAUCCAAGCUCCAGGCGACAGCCACGAAACGCGCAAGAAGCCCUUCCGCAGAUGGAACAUUACCCAGCAAGCGGAAGAAGUCACCAAACGGGUACACUACCACCCCCGCUCAGCCCAUUUCGCCCUUUGCCCUCGACGGUCCAGGUGUCAUCCCCCCCACUGGUUCCGAGGUGCAACUUGGCGGCUACGCCAUGAAAGGACAGAGCGAUGGAUGCUUCCGACAGUGGACCGUGGCUCGGUCUCUGGCUGUUCACUGGUUCCAGAGUUUGGGCCUCCACAGCCAUCAUAUAGUUGGCCAACGAGAACACUUCAUGCUUCUCCUUCUUCUCUUCACAUCCGCCUCUCCGUCACAGCUGGGGAUGAACACUGCUAUCAAAGAUACAAUCGACGCCGACGUGGGACGUGGCACAACGGCCUAUCGCACUCGAUUUGCAUCGGAAGACGUCGUGGUGAUGGUCUGCUUUCCCCCGAAGACCAGGAAAUCGGAGGUCGAAUUCAUCGCUCGAUUCCGACAGCACGCCGACAUUAUGGACAUGGUCCCAAAGGUCUUUGCCCAUAGUACUAUCGAAAUGCCCGACUUCCUCGAACUUGUCCUCCGCUCCAAAUCCAAACCCAAGGUCGAACCUGACGUGCGCCAGAUGAGAGUGUUUGUCAUGAAGCGAUACCAGACACUUUCUGAGGUUACCUCUGCGGAUGAUCUGUUAUCCAUUAUCAGAGAUAUCGGGCGCUACCCAGAUUCCAAAGACAUCAUGGGAGGGGGCACAGAUUGGCUCACACAUGCGAAAGGAAGGCUGAAUGGACUGGAGGCUUUGUUUGGAAUCGACGAUAAUACUACUGUUGCACAGUGA
Messenger RNA from Dacryopinax primogenitus, 1674 nucleotides. RefSeq lists its product as uncharacterized. Bases 1 to 1674 code for a protein of 557 amino acids. Lineage: Eukaryota; Fungi; Basidiomycota; Dacrymycetes; Dacrymycetales; Dacrymycetaceae. The transcript has 6 exons. The record is from RefSeq and is a predicted model, not a curated record.